UAAGAAAAGAAAACUUAACAUCUGGUUGUGCUCUGCUGAUGACUGCUUUUGUGUGAAGAAAAGUUAUGGCGUCUCCCCAGCAUCAAACGCAUUCAAGUAUCAAGCCUGUAAUCUUUUCAAGGCAGAAGGAAUAGUAGUAAUGUAUUUUCAGCUCAUCUGGCAUUAUUUUAAGGAAAACUUUGUGAGAAUAUGAUGAGAAAACGCUACCAUGCAGUGGCCAUUUAAGCCUGAGCUUCUGUACAUCGGUUGGCAGUUUACUCGUAUCAAGGCCUGUCACCAGCCACCAAGAUGAAUGCGCUACUCAAUAUCACCUUUAAAUAUGACAACUGCACUCCUUAUCUGAAUUCAGUGGGAAAACAUGUAAUCGGAGAUGUGCAGAAUAUAACAAUCAGUCAGUACGCAUGUUACGAACAGGUUGCAGUGACAAUACUUUGGACAGCAAAUGCCAUUGGGAUUGAAUACCUGAAAGGAUUUCGAGUCAUCCUCGAGGAGUUAAAAUCUGAAGGAAGACAAUGUCAGCAGAUGGUUUUAAAAGAUCCAAAGCAGCUCAGCCCAAGUUUUAAAGGAACAGGAAUGGAAUCUCAUCCCUUCCUAAAUCUGAAGUUUGAAACAGAUUACUUUGUAAAGAUUGUUCCUUUUCCUUCCAUUAAAAAUGAAAGUAAUUAUCACCCAUUUUUCUUCCGAACUCGACCAUGUGAGUUGUUGCUACAGCCAGAAAACCUUGUCUGCAAACCUUACUGGAAGCCAAGAAAUCUGAGUGUUACCCAGCAGGGUUUUAACAUGCAAGUGUCUUUUGAUCAUGCUCCCCACAACUUUGGGUUUAGAUACUACUUUCUUCACUACAAACUUAAGCAUGAAGGACCAUUUAAGCAGAAGACCUGCAAACAGGAGCAAAACACAGAUACUACAAGUUGUAUUAUUCAGAACGUAACUCCAGGGGACUAUAUAAUUGAGCUGGUUGAUGACACUAACACAACAAGGAAAACAAUGCACUAUGCACUAAAACCAGUACAUUCUCCGUGGGCUGGACCAAUAAGAGCUAUUGCCAUUACAGUCCCUUUAGUUGUCAUUUCAGCAUUUGCAACACUUUUCACAGUGAUGUGCCGCAAGAAGCAGCAAGAAAAUAUAUAUUCCCAUCUAGAUGAGGAGAGCUCAGAGUCUUCAGCAUAUGCUGCAGGUCUCCCUGUGGAAAGACUUCGUCCCCGGCCAAAAGUGUUCAUCUGCUAUUCCAGUAAAGAUUGCCAGAAACACAUUAAUGUCAUCCAGUGCUUUGCUUAUUUUCUUCAGGACUUUUGUGGCUGCGAGGUGGCUCUAGAUUUGUGGGAAGAUCUAAAAAUUUGUAAAGAAGGUCAGAAACAGUGGCUUAUAAAAAAAAUAAAUGAGUCUCAGUUUAUCAUCAUCGUGUGUUCCAAGGGAAUGAAAUACUUUGUUGAAAAAAAGAACUGGAAACACAGAGGGGUAACCAAAGACACGGGACAAGGAGAACUCUUUCUGUUUGCUGUGUUGACUGUUGCAGAGAAGCUUCGUCAGGCAAAGCAGAAUUCAAAUGACCUCUGCAAGUUCAUUGCAGUCUAUUUUGAUUACUCCUGUGAAGGAGACAUCCCUGGUAUUCUGGAUCUGAGUACAAAAUACAAACUCAUGGACAAUCUCCCUCAGCUUUAUUCACAUUUACAUUCCAGAGACAUUAGCGUUCAGGAUGCAGAGGUGUUUCCUGUUAAUGUUAGUAAAAGGAAUUAUUUCAGGAGCAAAUCUGGUAGGUCCCUUUAUGUUGCCAUUUGCAAUAUGCAUCAGUUCAUUGAUCAGGAGCCGGAUUGGUUUGAGAAACAAUUUAUUCCCUUCCUUCCAUCUCCUUUACAUUACUCGGAGCCUGUCAUGGAAAAAUUUGACUCAGGCUUGGUUUUAAAUGACUUAGUGAAUAAACAGGUGACGGAUGAUGAUUUUUACCUGAAAACAGAUAUUAUUUCAGCUGGAAAUUCAGACUCGUGUAUAAUUCAGCACUUAAACCUUGGAGAAGAUAUAGAAACUCAGGACAUUCAGGGUGGUGGCAGCUCUGUUCUUCAGCCAUUGUUACAUUCUGUUAAAACUUCAAAUCUGAAAAAUAUGCCUCGAGAUUCUGGAAUCUAUGAUUCGUCUGUUCCUUCAUCUGAACUAUCUUUACCCUUAAUGGAAGGACUACUGACAGACCAAACUGAAACAUCUUCUAUUACAGGAAGUGUUUCUUCUUCAUCAGGAUUAGGGGAAGAAGAACCUCCUGUAUUCACUUCUGCAAAGUUCUUAAUGCCUGGAAUAUGUAAAGCAGAACUUCAUUGCCAUAUCCAUACUGAUGAACUGCAGGCAAUUGCCCCUUUGUAGUACACCACAACAUUGCUAUGCAUUGCCACUUUAUCAACAGCCUCUGUUUGUGCUUUAACCACCACACUGUUCCAGCACUAAAUCUACUUGAAGGAACAAAUACUCCCUGAAGAUGACCAUCUAUUUGUAAGGGAUUUUUACGGCCAGUAAACUUGAACCUGUUGGGCUUAAUAUUAAGUUUUUCAUGAUUUGAAAAAUGCAGCAGGAAAAAAACACUUCAGAAUUAUUCCUAUUACUAAUUGACAUUUCAUGAUAUUACACUGUUUACAGAUGUCACUAUCAAGUGACUUUUUUUUUUUUUUUGCUAAACAUAAUCUUACAGCUGGACAUAAAAUGGUUUGGAACAUUAAGUCUUAGUAAAUCUUGUGGUCCAGCAUCCCCCCUCUAUCUUUAAGUGCUGACAUUUGAUGGCAGGAGUGUUGUAGUGAAUGAGAGCAGGAUUUUUUUGGAAGGAAGAUGAAAAAACAAAGGUGAGAUCAAGAAAUUCUUCAUCAGGAGAAAUCCUUUUCUCUUAAAAAUAGUUGAACUCCUAUCCCUUCUCUCUUUCCCAAAUGUUAACGUGUCUCAGUACUUAUUUUCAGAUGAACAUGUCUCUCUGUUCUGUAUGAUUCUCCUAUGUUUUCUCCAUGAUCUGGAUAUGGUGACGCACAAAUAGUACCGUUUUGAGUCUGAAGUAUUGUUUUUGUAACAGAUACAAAUAUAAAUUAUGCAUAUGCUGAGUGAUACCAUGGAAACUGUUUCCUGUUUUCUUCCUGGAAGGGGUAAUAUAAAGAAUACUUUAAAGAGAUGAAGGAAGAAAGAUCAAAUUUUGUAUUUAAGACCUCAUUCUGUCUCUGUCCAACCAUGUGAUAAGUAUGCUCUAUGGGGAAUGUCAUAUUAUCCUUCAAGGACAUGCUGCUACAAAAUCACCGGGGGUAAAAAAAAAAAAAAAAAAAAAAAAGUUAAAGACAAGCAGUUAGGAGACAUGAAUAAUUGGCUUUGUGUUGAGCCAACCACUAAACAGAAGCCUAUGAGUUAUUUUGAAGUUUACAGUACUUACCAUUAUUUAGUAACUAAGAUAGUAUAAUAUUACUAGUAUUAUAUUUUGUUAUAAUACUAUAUUAUAACAAAAGGCAAAAACUGGUCCUGUUUAUCUAAAGACAUGGAGCGUGCACGUCCUUUCUUCUGCAGUGACCAUGUUAUCCAAAGUAUCCGUGCUAUUUCCAAAGAGAAACUUUUCAUCUUCUCAUUAGUAAAACACAUCUUUGUAACUAACUGCAAGGCUUCUAGGCACCACAAUGGUAACAGCAAAUAGUAAAGGACACCUCCUCAGUGUGCCUGUGCUAAUUUUGCUCAUGGAAAUCAGAGUCUGUCUUGUUUCAUUUGUCUUCAUGUUCUACUAACAGGGGGUUAUUUUAGGAAUACAUCAAGGGAGAACUUAAACACCUCAAGUAUUCUCUCCAUUUUGAUAUACGAGAAUUAGACCUCAUGAACUGUUACAUUCUUUUACUUCUUGUAGUAGCAUGAGAUAGAACUACUAAAGAAGUGAUUUUGGCUGAGUAGCUUUGAAGCUCUAGUUUUGUUUUGCCAUCAGUUUAUAUUUAAUUGUUUGAAGAUCCAACCAGAGGACUCUUGAAAUUACUAUCACAGAUGUAGUAAGAAAGGUGCUAUAAUGGAUAAAAUGUAACAGUUAUUUGAACCUAACAUUGAAUUAUACGAUGAUGACUUAACAUCACAGUGUGUCAGAUUUGUAGGGUCUUGUCCAUUAAUCCUACAGUACCUUUUUUUCUGAAUUUGAAAGAGCACUAACUGGAAAACUUCAAACUCACAUCUAAGUAAGUUAGGUGGUUUUAAAUACAUAAUCAAUCAUCUGCACCUUCAGUUAUAUUUUUGUAUGCUGUGCCUUGGGCUGUACUGAAAGCAAAAUAUUUAAUGUUUUCCCAUUCUUUGAAGUUAAAAAAUACCUAGGUUGACCUAGGCAGAAUAAUGUAGAGGUAAAUGCUCCUUCACUAGAUCCAUUUGUGAAAGAUCUUGAUUCAGUGCAAUUUUUGUGGUUUUACCAGAUAAAGUGUUUGGAUUGAUGAAAUAAAUGUAGAGAGGUUACAGAUGAUGUGUGCUGAAGAGGUGCUGUGCAUAGAAGUGCCAAAGCUGCAAUACAUAAGGAGGAGCCAGUUUCUUAGCAAUUGAAUAGUGAGGGUAAUCCUGCUGUCCCCUGUGGAAAGUCUUAGCUUAACGUACUGUUAUUUUAUGCUAGGCUAAAGAUUGGGAAGAUUCUGUGGUUCUUUUAAAUUUAGUGUUAAUGGAAUUAUUUUUUCAUUUCAGUUUUGAAAAUGGACAAAAGCAACUGCACAAAGGAUCAGUUGUUACUAAUGUUUUUCCUUAUGUUUCUUCAAAAUUUGCUGUACAAUCCUGCAAAUCUUAAUUGUUUUGUAAUUAUAAAGGGUCUGUGCAGAGGCCAAUCAAAUUGUUGUAGGUGGGAAAAAAAGAAUUCCUUUUUAGAGUAAGGUAGAAACAGCGUAUUAUAUGACCUUGGAAGAAAGAGAAUAUACUUAACUGAAAAUUUAUGGUAGAACACGCCCAUGCUUAAAAAAAAAUAUAUAUAUAUAUAUAUAUAUAUACGCACACAGAAUUGAAAAAAGCAAUACUUGAUCAGAUUUAGCAAUAAUUUUUUACAAAGUCACAGUAUUUUAUAAAGUCAGAAAAAUAUUAUGUAUGUUGACAUACUAGAAGGACAUAGUAUUGAAUUUGCAAGAAUUCUGUAUUUUCCCUCCAAUGCGAAUAACAGCAAAAACCCUUGUAAACAUUUUUUUAAAACAAAUAUGUUAAUAUACAUAUUAGAGGUUAGCUUACUACUAUUUUCAAGCAUUAGUAAACAAUAUUAAUGGUGAAAGAAUCCCCUUAAUUACUACUAGACCUGAAUGUGUGAACAUUGGAUGUUUUAAAAUGUCUUUUUUGGGAGGGCGGAAAAAACAUUGGAAAGCUAAAGGUUCAAGAUAUAACUAUGUUCAAUACUUUGAUAAAUAGUUAUUGUCAUAAUUUGUCGCUGUACAUAAACACAACAACUGUUGAAAAUAGAAUGUAGUUGAUAUUUGGAGAAAUAAAAUUUUAUGAUACUAUAAUUUAGGAGGUAAAUAUCAGAAUAAAACAUUUUUUAUUCA
Cygnus olor (mute swan) is the source of this 5489-nucleotide messenger RNA. RefSeq names its product interleukin 17 receptor D (gene IL17RD). NCBI's taxonomy places the organism in Eukaryota, Metazoa, Chordata, Aves, Anseriformes, Anatidae. The transcript has 16 exons. The record is from RefSeq and is a predicted model, not a curated record. The coding region runs from base 289 to 2352 and encodes 687 amino acids. Gene Ontology annotation, molecular function: interleukin-17 receptor activity.